AUGACCGAUGGCAAUGCCUUGGUACUACGGCCGGCACAGAUUGAAGCUCUCACAUCCAACUAUUCAGCCCCGUCCAACGAGAACAGCCACCAGUAUGGCGUGGGAUCGAUGAUUGGAGUCGCCUUGGGAGUUGGACUCCCUUUGGCAUUCGCGUUACUCAUGGCUCUGUUGGUGCUGAGAAAGGAGAAACAGAGACAUGCUCUUCAAAACAUGUUUGAGCAGCGCUUGGAGCCGAUGAGUCCUCCUGGGAACUACCGAAGGCGUUCAUUCUCUACACUUUCGAAGUCUGGAACGAUGACAACUAUUGCGUCAGCUUCAACAUUUGUGCCUCAACAACCCAAAGCAUCUCUGCAAAAGUUUGGGUACCACAAAGGAUACUAUGCUCACGAGGGCGACCUCAGUGUACCUGUUUUUGAGCUACCCUCGAACCCCCCGGAGAGGCACGAGAGGGUUGAAGCACCAUGA
This is a messenger RNA of Aureobasidium vineae, 465 nucleotides long. Lineage: Eukaryota; Fungi; Ascomycota; Dothideomycetes; Dothideales; Saccotheciaceae. The record is from the annotation of a GenBank genome assembly.